Molecule: messenger RNA, 2862 nt
Organism: Cladocopium goreaui
Lineage: Eukaryota; Dinophyceae; Suessiales; Symbiodiniaceae
Source: the annotation of a GenBank genome assembly
AUGGCGGAUGCCAAGCUGGAUGGCUGGCUCAACAAGGUGGAGGAAGCGGUCCUUUCCCACCAGACCGCCCGCCUGCAGCGCUGGGCGGAGCGCCAGCGGCAGGCGCUGCAGCGUGCGGUGAAGGUGGAGCAGGCGGUGUGUGCCAACAACAGCUCCAUCACUGAUGGCGUCAUUACAGGUGUUCAAGAUGAGCUGCAGCAACGCGAUGCGGAGCGGCAACGGAUGCGGCAGCACACCAAGGACGUGAAGGACGAAUGCGACCAACACUUUCAGCGGGAGCUGCGACGUAUGCGACGGGGGCAGAAAACCAUGGCCAAAGAGCUGUUGGAAAAGCAGUCCAUGCGGUUGGCGGAUGCCUAUGACGAGAUCAUUUCCUUAAAGUGGCAGAGCUUGGAGGACGUUUUCCAAAGGAAACUGUGGGAGUACUACACUGAAGCCCAUCGUCGUGGUUAUGGUCGGAGUGCUGCCUCCACCCCGGAGGAUCUGCGCGAGGUCUGGCAAAAUGGCGAGCUGAAAAGCCUGUUGGCCGUGGAAAAGCAAGGCUGGGGAAGAUCCCAACGUGCGGAUUUGCAGCACGUGGAGAACGAGCUGGAUGGAAGUCUGGGCAAAAGUAUUGAAGCUUUAGAGGCGAAGCUGACAACUGUAGCAGAUUUGGAACCAGAAUGUCUACAGCAGAUCCGCUCCAUGGCCGAAGAUGCCAAGAAGGAAUUAGAGAAAAUCACAGCCGAGAUUGGCGGUAGCCUGCCGGAAUUGGAAGCUGCCUGGAAGGCCUGUGAAACUGACUACGAGCGAAAGGAAUCCGAACUUCAACAGCUUCAGGCGGCCGUUGCUCGAAAGCGUUUCGAGGACAUGGAGACGUUCCGGCUGCUGAAGUUGCAGCUGUGCCAAUGGAAGCUCAGCUAUCAGAGCGCCUUCCAUGACACCGACGAGCCUUCCACCAGUUCUCUUGAUCCAAAACAAGUGGAGCAGCGAUUUGCCAACGCCCGGCGCUUGGCGCAGAAGCUCUGGGCCCAGAUGCCGGUGAACGAAGCGCAUCGCUUUCUGGCGCAGGUGGCGCAGAUGUUGGCCAAGUCCGAACCCUCCGCUGCCACCACUUUGAUGAAAGUCUAUGAGAAGGAGCUGAAGCGUUUGGGUGCCUUGCCGCUGGUCUCCCAUGCUCGAUCUCCUGAACUCCUGCAGUGUCCAGUGGUGGCGCCCAUCACCCCAAGCUCCUCAGCAUCGCGCGGUCCCUUGUGGAAAUCAGUGGCCGAAGACUUGUGCUUGACCGACAAAGCCUCGGUCGGUGCAGUGCUUUUACUCCGUCGCUUGACAUUGGUCUGUAGUGAUUUGGCCCAUGUGGCGGCUGCCAACAAGGCCUCGGCGCUGAGGCCGGCCUACCACCUGGUGGCUUUGCGGCCCACCAACGACGAAGCCUUCCGGGCCGCUUGUGAGAAGGGAAUGUGUGACAUCAUCUCUUUGCAGUUGGACGACAAACUCUCGUUCAGCCUGCGUGGAAAGGACAUCACUGCCUUCACGAGCCGAGGAGGCUGUUUUGAGAUUGAACUUGGGACAGCCAUCCGUGACGCAGGAGGGCGCAAGCAGAUGCUGAACAACGUAGAGAUCCUGUUGCAUGCCACGCGUGGCAGGCACGUCGUCCUAACCAGUGGUGCUCUGGAUCCCAUAGAGAUGAGGUCGCCGCAGGACAUGGCAAACUUUGCUGGUGUCAUUGGCGUCAAGGGCGGAUUUCAAUGCGUCUCGGAGGCGCCGUACCGCGCGUUGCAACGCAACCUUUUGCGACGAGGUAGCUGUCAGAUCACGGAACAACUGCUUGUGAUUCCCCAAGUUCGGGACUGGCUGAAUCCCUAUGUGGGCUGGGUAGCCCGGGCGGAUGCGUUGCAGGUCAUUCCAGCGGUGGAUGAAGAGAUGCCACAAGCAGACGAAAAAACCAGUGGCGUUCAACGGUCCAGCGUGGGUAAGAUGUUGGCCCGAUCAGGGCGUGAGGUGUCCUCCAAAGCCUUUAUGGAUGAGCUGUGCAGCAACGUGGGUGGAUAUCGCACAUUUCUGCGUCGGCUGGCUUUGCAUUACUUCGGUUGGUGGGUGGCCAUUGCAGUGGUCCCUGCCGUCUUUCUGGAUCACCACAGGUGUGAAUCCAGUAUGCCCUACAUAGCUUGGUGUUUGUAUGGAGGGACAGUGCUGGCAAUGCUGGUCAUGGCGGUGCUGGUGGAGUUAUCCAUGGUGCAGCGCUUGGGACUUCUACAGGGUUCUGAGCUUCACAUUCUCAAGGAACGACGGUGGCGAAGACCCUUGGCCUCGACGGUUCUGUGGAAGUUGGACUCCUACACCGACAUGGCCUUUGUGUUCAUUGCACGGGACUGUGGAUCCUCCCUCUGGUGGGCGUCUUUGGCGUCCAUCAUUUUCUGCACAGUCUUUUGCCAGAUGAUCUUCAACACCUGCUUCGCCCUAUCGGACUGUGACGGUGAGCUGCCUGAGUCCUUUGGCUUCGUCUUGUUGGACUUCAAGCUGGUGAACACGGCGGUGCGCUCGGUGUUGCCCUUUGACCCAGAUGCCUCAGAUUUGCCCGUGGCUAAGCCUGUGACAUUGAAAUCUUCGGCUAACCUGGUUGGCCUGGAGAAGGUCGUAGGAGAUGUGGCCCAGGUCUGUAUCCAAUCUUUGUUUCUGAUGAGCGCCAGUGCGCCGCAUGGCUUCGUGCUCUUCAGUGUGGUGAUUGGAGCUCUCAACGGCUGCUUGUCCAUUGCCUUGAUUGUACAAGAUGCUUUACAAGCAGAGUGGGCUGUGCAGGACCGUGACCUGGAGCAGGGCACCGUACUGGCCAGUUUGUCAGGUGGGUUUCAGGACCAGCUAUCACCAACCUUAGGGCCUUAG